GAACACACAGACAUAUUUUUCUGUGUUUUGAAAAUGCGAAGCAGGCUUUUCAUGACUUCUUACAGACUACACAUGCACCACAACUAAAAGCUCUUCAGCAGUUUCCAGUGGUAGGUUGCGAUGGACCAAGACUCACACUACACAGCAGAAGGGGAACUGUUGGAAGCUGUAAGCAGUAUUACUACAUUUUCUACCACAAGUCCAUCUGAUGAAGAACAAAUUCAACCCAAAGCUGAAAUUUCAUGUCAAGUGAGAAAGGAAAACCCAGGAAAAUGUGACCUACAAGAUUCCAAUGCAUCUCCAAGUCCCAACUCCUUGAUGACCACUAAGGAGCUUCAGGAAUACUGGAGGAAUGAAAAACGCCAGUGCAGACAAGUCAAACUCCUUUUUGAAAUCCCAUCAACCAGAAUUGUAGAGCACCACUUAUCUAAAUAUGUGCUGUAUAAAAUCAUCAUUUUGCAAACAGGGAGUUUUGACAGCAACAAGUCUGUCAUUGAACGGCGUUACUCAGAUUUUGAGAAACUGCACAGAAAUCUGCUGGAGGAGUUUAGUGAAGAAAUGGAAGAUGUGACCUUUCCCAAAAAAACUCUAACAGGGAAUUUCACAGAAGAAAUAAUCAAUGAGAGAAAAUUAGCCUUCAAGGACUACCUGAGACUCCUAUAUUCUAUGAAAUAUAUCCAAAGAUCAAAAAAAUUUAUUGACUUUUUAACAAGGCCCGAACUUCAGGAAGCAUAUGGUUGCCUGCGGGGUGGCCAGUACACCAAAGCUCUGGAAAUCCUUUUAGAAGUCAUUGGUCUGCAGGAAAGGCUGACAAGAGGCAACCCUCUCUCAAUUGUCCCUACUCUCUGUGCUAUCGUGGUGUGCCACAAGGACCUGGAAAACCCAGCGAGUGCUUUUGAAUAUGGAGAAAAAGCUCUUUCACGCCUUCAUGUGCAUACCAGCCACAGGUAUUAUAUUCCAUUGUUAGAAACAAUGAUCACUUUGGCAUAUGAACUUGGCAAGGAUUUUCUGUCUUUGCAAGAAAAACUGGAAGAAUGGAAGGCAAAAAAAGAUCCCAUACGAGUUUUUACCCUGAAAGAACUUGCAGUUCGGGAGUAUGUACAAUGAAGACAAGAAACAAUUUCAUUAAAGAGCAAAGCUGUCAGCAACUUUUCCCAAACACAAACUCUUGAAGGAGUAAGAACUGGAAAUUAACUAUUCGGCUAACAUAACUUUAUAUUAAUAGAAAAAAAUUAAAUAUCUCCCAUGUGCAAAAGGGACAUUAACAUUUAUGUUGGAAAAUAUUAUAUUUACUCUACCAUAUGAGGAGCACCUAAGCUUAUUAAAGUUUUUAGAAAGACAUUUGCAACAAAAAAUUUCAUUUACGAUUUGCUUAUUUUGAACAUAGCCUAUUUUGUGUGAAAAGUCAGAGUAGGAAAAUAGAAUGAAUUAAGCACUUAAGAAUCUGCAGAAUCAGAGGAAUUGCUUGCUCAUAUGGAAAUUACUUGCUUUCAAGAAAUAUCUUCUCAGUCAUUGCAAUCUAAAGGAUGCAUCUUCAGACACUGAAUGUAGUUUUUUACUCACCCAGCUGAAGCCUGGUCAAACAGCACUUUUCCAUUUCUGAGAAUGAUGGGAUUGGUCCUGUUCCCACUGAAGUCAACUGCUGUGGGCAGGAGGACCUGGGAAGAAGGUUUCCAAUCAACUUUGGUAGGAGCAAAAUAUACAACCAAUGAUCAUUCCAUCAGAGAUGAAGGAAUAUACUUUAUUUCCCUUUUGUAGCUGAUGGAGUUUUAUGACUUGCAUUGAAGGCACGUUCUUGUUUGGGGUGAUCUUUCAAGUACAGCUCUGAAAGGGUAGAAAAUUCAUACCACGUGGACUAUAUACAUAAUGGAAAGGAACCACAGAAGGGUGCUGUUGGGGAGAACAUCUGGCUAAUAUAAUGCUUGCAUUUAAUUCUGAUUAACAAGCUGUGAGACACAUGGUUAACAGACAGUCUGUGUUAAGCAUAUGCUUCCCUGUUGCCUUUGAGAGAUUUAUGUAGAUUGGGUGUGGCCUUACUUUUACAGCCUGGUACACCAUGCAAAUACCAUCUUGGUGGCAUUGCGAUAUUAUAGCUAAUCCUGUAUAUCUGUAUACUUGUACUCCACGUGCAGAUACUACGUGCACCACAAUGACACUGUCUAUAAAUAAGGAAUAACUGUAUUAACUUACCUCCCAGACACAUAAAAGAAUCAGCUAAUUGAAAGUGUGCUGAACCUGAAAAACAUUGCUGUGCAUUCUUACAAGAAGGAUGGCUUGGAAAAAAUACAGAAUAAUAGGAGUGUCUAGGGUGUAAAGUUAGUAUUUUAAAUAGCUAUUAACAGCUAGGCAUGUGUGGAUUAUUUGUUAUUUGACAAUUAUUACUUUUUCUAGUUAUACCAGAAGUAAGAGAAUUAAGAGUAGUUAAUUAAGAAAUUUAAGAACUAAUCUUCCCACAACAUAUCAUAUUGCAGGACAGUUAAAAUGGAUCAAAGGUAGCACCUCCUUAGAGGAUCAUUUCUGAAUCAGUAACAAAGUGGCAAAGAAAAAAGCAUGUCUGGGGUCUGCAUCACACUCAGGUGACUUGAAGUUAAGGCAGAAAGGAAGCACAGCCAUCAUGCUGCUCUAUCUCCACAGCAGUUUGUGGUGAAAGACCGAAAGAAUAGGGAAAAAUAAUUUCCCCCCGUUUCCUCCCUCCUGUCAUUGUGUGCACAGCUGCCUUGGAUUCUCCUCAGGUUCCUGUGGGACUGUGCAUGAGUAGCUAAUUGUGUCCACAGACCCUCACCUUACAGCGGACUACGAGAUUAGAAGGUCCGUAAGUAGAUGCUGUCUAGCAAGGACAAGCGUCAGGAAAGCAGCACAUCAGCAAGAUCUAUCUUAACCUUUACUGUGGUACUGCUCUAACUGUCCAUCUCUGAAGGAUUAACUGAUCCAAAGCUAACCAAUUUUUGUUGGCACAUUAUGAAUAUGAGGUGCAAUUUGGCUAAGGAAAAAAUUGCAUAAUUCAAAAGGCACUAAAAUAAACAGUGCCAAAACCUCCCACUGUUUUGUUGGUGUAAGCCAAAUUCCUUCUGAGAAUGCUUUUCUAUAUAAUGUGCUAGCAGAGUUCUGUCAACAAAAUGGUCCUAGAAUUGGUCACUUUGUCCCUAUCCACCAGAAAGCAAAGGUCAGUCUCCUUGUGUUAUGGGGGGAAAUGUACUAAAUAAAUACAGAAAUGGUGGGAAGAAAGAACAAUGUGUCUGUUGGAUAAUUCCCACACACCGAACUUCUUUGAUGGAGAGCCUUUUCAGUGGGGUAUCUGUGGCAAUUAGACAGCCACAACAUCUUCAGAGCUACCCAGGAAGAACAGAUCUGCCUCACUCAAAGGGCUGAUUUCAACCUCAGCUGCACUGAGACUUCCAAUCAAGCCACUUCAUGUAUGAAUCCACAGAGCCUACAGCAUGUGUCAUCAAAGGGUCAAGCGUAGCUUUCAUAAAAUCAAUUUGUGACUUCAUUACUAUUAGAAUACAACAAAAUUAAACCACACACACACACACCCCCCAACAAUUCAACCUCCCCCAAGCAAAUCAGGGAUGUAUUCCCUUCCUACAAAUGCAGAGCCUGUGACCUUUGAAUUGAUUAAUCUCUUCAGAGAUGACAUUGAAAAUCUUUGGACAGAGAAAGCUAGCACAGUAAUGGCAAUGAAUGAGGACCUACAGGGCCUGGAUUUUAACUGGAGCUCUGCCACAGACUUGGUCUGAACUUUGCACAAGUAACUUAACCUCUGUGCCCCUAUUUCCUCACCCAGUACUUCCCCAGUAAAGUUUCCUCAUUCAGGUUUUCAGUACUCACUGAACAGAAAAGCUGUGAAAAUUGACCAAGUUAACUCCAACAUUUAACUCAGAAAUGUGCACUGGGAUGGAGGCAGCUUUGGUUUAUACAAGCCUAUUUAAUUUCUUGAAGAUACCUUGAAAUGCAAGAGA
Messenger RNA from Athene cunicularia (burrowing owl), 3959 nucleotides. RefSeq names its product sorting nexin 20 (gene SNX20). Gene Ontology annotation, biological process: protein transport. Gene Ontology annotation, cellular component: early endosome membrane. The record is from RefSeq and is a predicted model, not a curated record. Gene Ontology annotation, molecular function: phosphatidylinositol phosphate binding. The transcript has 4 exons. NCBI's taxonomy places the organism in Eukaryota, Metazoa, Chordata, Aves, Strigiformes, Strigidae. Bases 121 to 1107 code for a protein of 328 amino acids.